AUGGAACGCACACAGGAGUCUCUCGACUCUUUGAAAUGGUAUAGGAGAAUCGCAUGGGGACCCUCAAUUACACUGGUUGUAUUACCAGUGUGUGGCAUCGUUGCUGCGUUCUGGGUCCGGCUUUAUGCGCCAACAGCUAUAUUCACCCUGGCGUAUGGCUAUAUUGUUUUGCUUUCCGUGACAGCAGGAUAUCAUCGGCUAUGGUCUCACGGAUCAUAUGUUGCGUCGAUACCACUGAAGAUAUUUCUUGCCGUCAUUGGUGCAGCAGCCCUGCAAGGCCCCAUCAGAUGGUGGGCUUGUGGACAUCGUGCCCAUCACCGAUUUACCGACACAUCGGAGGACCCAUACAAUAUCAAAAAGGGCUUUUUCCAUGCUCACAUUUUGUGGAUGCUUCUCAAGCAACCUAAACGCAAUCGACGAGUCGAAAUAUCUGAUUUAUUGAAGGACCCGGUUGUUGCCUGGCAGGCACGAUACUACAUCCCGCUAGCUGUGGGAAUGGGCUGGCUGUUCCCCAUGGCUGUUGCUGGCCUUUGUUGGAAUGAUUGGUCUGGUGGAUUUCUGUACGGGGGCAUCCUUCGAAUGUUCGUAUGCCACCAGGGUGUGUUCUGCAUCAAUUCUGUCUGCCAUUUCUUCGGUGACCAGCCGUACGAUGAUAAAUUUUCUCCCCGGAAUAUUCCGCAUCUUCUGGCAAUGUGCACCCUGGGUGAGGGAUACCAUAACUACCACCAUGCCUUUCCGGCGGACUAUCGGCUGGGAGUACAUUGGUAUGAUCUUGACGCCACUAAGUGGAACAUCUGGCUGUGGGGGAAACUUGGCCUGGCACGGAACCUCAAACGCUGUCGGCAAACCAAGGUCGACAAGGCCAGUCUUCGACAGAUGCAAAAGGGGCAGUGA
This is a messenger RNA of Penicillium mononematosum, 894 nucleotides long. RefSeq names its product acyl-CoA desaturase. Gene Ontology annotation, cellular component: endoplasmic reticulum membrane. The transcript has 2 exons. Gene Ontology annotation, biological process: unsaturated fatty acid biosynthetic process. Lineage: Eukaryota; Fungi; Ascomycota; Eurotiomycetes; Eurotiales; Aspergillaceae. The record is from RefSeq and is a predicted model, not a curated record. Bases 1 to 894 code for a protein of 297 amino acids. Gene Ontology annotation, molecular function: iron ion binding; stearoyl-CoA 9-desaturase activity.